Myxocyprinus asiaticus (Chinese sucker) is the source of this 6232-nucleotide messenger RNA. RefSeq names its product diacylglycerol kinase zeta-like. The transcript is spliced from 33 exons. Gene Ontology annotation, cellular component: nucleus. Bases 161 to 3847 code for a protein of 1228 amino acids. Gene Ontology annotation, biological process: lipid phosphorylation; intracellular signal transduction; diacylglycerol metabolic process. Gene Ontology annotation, molecular function: ATP-dependent diacylglycerol kinase activity; protein binding. The record is from RefSeq and is a predicted model, not a curated record. Lineage: Eukaryota; Metazoa; Chordata; Actinopteri; Cypriniformes; Catostomidae.
GUAGUUCCUCUGUGUUUGUGGGCUAUCUCACACUCACCUGUUUAACACUUGGACUUCCUCUGUCAAUUCAUUGUGAGCAGACACUCAGGGAGGGAGACAGGGAGCAGAUCUCUCAGCCUCAGGGGAACUUUAAAAAGGGAACUGUAUCCUUCCAGUCACCAUGGACACUUUUUUCCGCCGGCAUUUUAAGAGGAAAGAGACCGGAGAAGCUGCGAACGAUGGGCAUUUAACUGAAGCCUGUCGGCACAGGAGGCCGAGCAUUGCUGUGCCAACUAGCCGCGCCCGUCGGCGCUCCAGCAUAGGCCUUCCAUCCACUGCGUUGGCCCAACGACGACGCUCAAGCGUCCAUCUACAGUCAUUACCCCGAAUCACUGCCAGUCAACCAGCACAGAAAAGUAAUGGUAGACGCCGAUCCAGCACCACCACCCCAAAGGCCAAUCCUCGCUUUGCCGUUCGCCGCAAGAAGGUAGGCAAGCUCCGCAAUAUCGAUACGCACCUCCUGGGCCCGUCCAUGCUGCUGGCCAGCUUGAUCCAGAUGACAGAGGAAGAAGAGGAGGAAGAGGAAGGCCGUAGCCCACUGCCAGGGCAGGUGGAACUCAAGGGAAGCAGCCCAAAGUUCAGGAGUCAAACAGAUAUGCUUUUCUCAGAGGGGGACAGCGAUAGCGAGGACUCCAGAAGCGACUCGGAUGAGAGUCACCACUCAGAGCAUUGCAAGGAGCGACUGGAGGAGGCCGAUGUCUUGGACUGGGAAAUGAAAGAAUCCACCAUCUUGUGUAAGCAGGACUGCCUUCCUCUGGCUGUGGUGGCAGAGCGAAUCCAGGCCCACCCACUGAUCCGAGUUCCACGCUGCCUUCGGAGGAACUCGUCGCAUUAUGGGCAUGCAGAGCCAGGCCAGCGCGGCCGCUACUGCCGCAGCAGCCAGAGGAGGCGUCGUAGACGGGUUUCGACCAUCUCUAAAGCGGGAAGCCCCUGGCCAGGGAGAGGCCUGCCACUUCCCAACCGAAGAAGCUCCACCUGCUUCAGGGGCCAAUCAUCUCUCAGUCCUCUCAUGGGGGCCUAUUAUGAUCCCAGCCUGGAGACUUGGAGUGGAUUCCUGUCGAAAGCCAUCGCCAAGGCUGGUGUGCCAAAUACUGCUGCCCAGUCCAGUGCCACAAUACCCGGCAAAAGUGAACCAAGCAAAGGGAUCUGCAGCACUGUCGAUUGGACUGAAAAUGCCCAGUUUGGUCAACAUGUGUGGUUUGAGACCAGUCCAUCUGGAGACUUCUGUUACGUUGGAGAGACGUAUUGCUUUGCAAAGUCCCUGCAAAAGUCUCUUCCUCGUCACAAAUGUGCAUCCUGCAAAAUAUCUGUUCACACUAUAUGUAUGGAUCAACUGGAGAAGAUUAACUUCAGGUGUAAGCCAUCAUUUAAGGAUCCAGGGAUGAGAAACGUCAGAGAGACCCCAAACAUGAGACAUCACUGGGUCCACAGGAGACGGCAAGAUGGAAAAUGCCGGCAAUGUGGAAAGGGUUUCCAGCAGAAGUUCUCUUUCCACAGUAAAGAUAUUGUGGCCAUCAGCUGCUCCUGGUGCAAACAGGCAUAUCACAACAAGGUGACCUGCUUCAUGCUACAGAAAAUUGAUGAAACCUGUUCUCUUGGAGCUCACGCGGCUGUGAUAAUUCCUCCUACCUGGAUCAUCAGAGUCCGCAGACUGCAGGGAUCAUUAAAGAACAGUAAAAGAAAGAAGAAAACGUCUCUUAAAGCCAAGCCCAGCAAGAAAGUCGGGGAGCAGGACGGCAAAUGGAAACAUUUCGUUGUGAGACCGAUUCCGUCCCAGCUCAUGAAGCCAUUGCUGGUGUUUGUCAAUCCAAAGAGUGGCGGAAACCAGGGAACGAAAAUCAUCCGGUCUUUCAUGUGGUACCUGAACCCUCGGCAAGUGUUUGAUCUCACUCAGGGAGGCCCGAGAGAUGGGUUAGAAAUGUACAGCAAAGUGCCCAACCUGCGGAUCCUGGUUUGUGGAGGAGAUGGAACGGUUGGCUGGAUUCUUUCGGUGCUGGAUGAGCUCCAGUUAAACCCUCAGCCUGCUGUGGCCGUACUGCCGCUCGGGACAGGAAAUGACCUGGCAAGAACUCUCAACUGGGGCGGGGGCUACACAGAUGAGCCGGUGACUAAGAUCCUGUCACAUGUAGAAGACGGAAACAUCGUCCAACUGGACCGAUGGAACCUGAGUGUGGAGCCGAACCUAGAGGUCAGUGAAGAGGAGAAGGAUGAGCACCAGACAGACAAGCUUCCCAUUGAUGUCUUUAACAAUUACUUCAGCCUUGGAUUUGACGCACACGUGACUUUGGAGUUUCACGAAUCCAGAGAGGCCAAACCUGAAAAGUUCAACAGCCGCCUUCGCAAUAAGAUGUUUUAUGCAGGGACAGCUUUUUCAGACUUCCUCAUGGGCAGCUCCAAAGAUCUGUCCAAACACAUCAAGGUGGUGUGUGAUGGUACUGAUCUGACCAGUAAAGUCCAAGAUCUGAAACUUCAGUGCCUCCUUUUCCUCAACAUUCCCAGAUAUUGCGCUGGUACGAUGCCAUGGGGGAACCCGAGUGAACACAAUGACUUUGGCCCGCAGAAACAUGACGAUGGGCUCAUUGAGGUCAUCGGAUUCACUAUGACCUCCCUGGCAACCCUGCAGGUUGGAGGACAUGGUGAGAGGCUUCAUCAGUGUCAGGAGGUGAUUUUGACAACCUUUAAGCCUAUACCUGUGCAGGUGGAUGGAGAACCCUGUAGACUGGCUCCAUCUGUCAUCCACAUCACCCUCAGGAACCAGGCAAAUAUGCUGCAGAAGACCAAGAGAAGAAUCUCUCUACCACAACUCAACGAUCAGCAGCCCAUCACAGAGAUAGUUCAGAUCCAGGUGAACCGCAUCAGCAUGUGUGAUUAUGAAGCUCUGCAUUAUGACAAGGAACAGCUCAGGGAGGCAUCAAUCCCCAUGGGGGUAAUUAUGGUUCCCGGAAACAGUGAUUUGGAGACGUGUCGGCUGCAUAUUGAGAAGCUACAUGAGGAGGGGGAGGGUGUGAAUACAGACACACUGCUACUCAUGCCAAAGCUUUCACCAAAAUGGUGCUUCCUGGACUCUACAACUGCAGACCGUUUCUACAGAAUAGACCGCGGUCAGGAGCAUCUAAACUAUGUGACGGAGAUCUCCCAGGAUGAGCUUUUUAUCUUGGACCCGGAGCUGGUCACCAAGGAGACGGUGGGCACGUCGCCCGGAAUGCCGGGAGCGAUGGAAACCAUGGGGGGAUGUUCCAACAGCAUGGACCAGUUUGCUUUUCCUGCUUGUUCUCCUGGGCCUUCUCCACUGUGCAGGAGGGGAGCAAAAAUUAUGAAUAUGAAUCGUUCAAACACAGCCGAAGGAGACCCAAGAUUAGAUAUCUGGAACAACGCAGAUCAAGAAUCAAUAAACAUGCUCUUUGAGGCUGUGAAAUCUGACAACUUUGAAAAGCUGGUACAAAUGCAUGAAAAUGGAACAAAUUUGUUGGUCCAGGACCGGUUCGGCUGUACUCUCCUCCAUUAUGCUGUCGAUGUCAGCAACAAAGAGAUUGUCAAAUAUGUAAUUGAUAAUGCUCCUGCCUGUAUCCUGGAUGUGACUGAGAAAUCAACAGGGGAGACGGCGUUGCAUAAGGCAGCUAUAUCGUGCCAGAGAACGAUCUGCUGUUACCUGGUGGAGGCAGGUGCGUCCCUCGUGAAGACAGACCUACAGGGUGAAACUCCAAAGAUGUAUGCGGAGAAAGCUCAAGACUUUGAACUGACUGAGUACUUAGAAAACCGGCAGCACUACCAGAUGAUCCAGAGAGAUGACCAUGAGACCGCUGUGUGACCGGCCUCCAAAACUGCCGUUCUCAACAACCACUGAGGCAUAAUUCGCCUCUCCCAGGUCCGGUUUAUCUGGAUGUUGUGAGGCAGCAUGUCUACGGAAAUUAGUUUGUUUGCUUUCUGUAUCAAUUGUAAUGCCAAAAAAACAGUGUUUGCGUUAUGUUUCAGGAUGCUGGAGUUUGUUGCGUCUCGUCCAGCUAUCAGGACUGCACAAACAGGCAUCGCUUUGCUCCUUAGGACAAUGUGCAUAAUUUUGGGGAUUUCAGGGCUGAAAUAACCAAGAAUGACAGUGGCUUUUAUUUAACUAAAUAAAGCAAACCAGAAGAUAAACCUCAAGGGAGUUUUAAAAAUAAAAGGAGAGAGGUUUUAUUUUGAAAAAAACUACUGCUGCUUUUGGUUACAUUACCUAAUACUGUAUGAAUUGGUUUGGAUUUUAAAAUUCUGUUACUCUAAAGGUUUUGCAGAUAUGCGUAGAUUUAAUAGUCAUGUGACCGAAGUCCAACAGUUACUAAACUUAACAAGUUACUCUUACAAGUUACUGAACUUCUGCAAAUAUCUGCACUACAAAAUAUUAAAUAAAUUAAAUAAUAAUAUUAAUAAUCAUUUUCUUAAUCAGUAUUUUUUUUUUUUUUAUCUUGCUUUGCACUAAAAAGAUAUCUAAACACACUAUUAAAAACAAGACAAAUUUACUAAACAAGCAAUUAAUGUAAGAUAAUAAGACAUGCUUUAUCUACAAUUAAAGGAUUAUUCCCGGUUCAGUACAAGCGCAGUUAACAGCAUUUGUGGCAUAGUGUUGACUUCCACAAUAAAUCAUUUAGACUCGUCCCUCCAUUAUAAAAAAGCAACAACAACAAAAAUAAAAGGCAAAAAUUGCGGUUACUGUACGGCACUUACAAUGGAAGUGAAUGGGGCCAGUCCAUAAAUGCUAAAAUACACAUAAUUUCAAAAGUAUAGCCACAAGACGUAAACAUUAUACAUGUUAGCAUGAUUUUAGUGUGAUAAAAUUGCCUACUAACCAUAUCCGUGUAACAUGCCACAAAUGCUGUUGAUUGAGCUUAACUUGUAUUGAACCCAAAAUAUUCAUAUUAUUCAUAUUCAUAUAAAUGUACCACACUGGCAAGUUUUUUUCUUCUUAUAUUAAGCAUAAACGUCACUAAAUUAUGUUAUAUUUAUUCUUAAAACAAGAAAGAACUAUUUGACAAUGGGGUAAGAAAAAACAUAACUGAAGGGAUAUAAUCUGAAGAGCAAAUCUUAAUAUAUUUUGUCACUUCUCAAGUGAAGCUUUUUUACUGAAAAAAAAAAAAAAAACUAGACAGAAAUACUGAUUAAGACAAUUAUUUUUUGCAGUGUACAGCUUGGUUUCCACUCUCACAUGUUUGUUCUGGUUUCAGAUAGAUAUUGUUUUCAUAACCUCCUGCGUUCAAGAAUGCUUCCUCAGCUGUUGCUUACGGGCAUUUUUUCUCUUAGUGGUAAACGCUUGAAUUUCCUAAAACAUUCCUUUAAUUACUACUUUAGAUUCACUGUUGGAUAGUCAAUGUGUACCAUACCUUAUAAAUUAUAACCUUUUGUUAGUUGAUAGUUUGCCGCACUUUUCUUGGCAAAGUAUGCUUGCACUGACCACUAUACUUCUGAAUUAAAAAUAGGAUCUAUUAAGUCUGAUUUCAGGAUAACUUUCAUGUCAACUCAAGAACAUUGGUCUGAUUAGUUUUGGUUUCUGGCCAGAUUUACCACAUCAAGUACACAGAAAAUUCUUGAAUUGUGCCACAAGCCCUAUUUAGGGUUUAAAGGUGUAAUCCUGACCUGAUAAAUCACAUUAUCAGUGACGAAUUGCCACUGGCGGGACCAAACGGUAGAGAACUGAAGUAUGUUGAUGUCUCGGGUUUUACAUUGGUUUGUUACCUCUGACAGAGUUAUCAAUAUAUUUGUGUCAUCAACUUUGACUACAAGGUUUCGAUUCUGGUAUAUUCAACUGUGUCACUUUAUGUACAUUAUAAUGGACUAAAUGCUUGAAAAAUAACAGAGGUAGAGGUUUUACAAAGCAGCCAUUUGACAACAUUGUAUUGUCAGUAUUGUCAUAGUGUGUUCGUGGUGAGAUGUCAUUGAAAAUAGAAAAAAAAAGUGUAUUUUUUCAGUGCUUUGUAUGAGUUGCUAUGCAAUUCCAAUUAGAUAAGUGUAUAUAAUCUGUCAAACAUUUUAAAAAUGUGUGAACAACCUGUUCCGAUAUACAGGUCUUGCAUUUGUAUGUGAUAUGAACUUAGAUCAAGUUAAUGUUUUAUUUAUAAGAUAAGACUUGUUAGGUAUUCAAAAGGAAUAGUCAUAUAUUUGUUCCUCUUGGCUGGUUUGUUACUGUCUAUACUUGAAAAAAUUAAAUAAAGUCCUUUAAAACAAA